This is a messenger RNA of Cercopithifilaria johnstoni, 519 nucleotides long. The record is from the annotation of a GenBank genome assembly. NCBI's taxonomy places the organism in Eukaryota, Metazoa, Nematoda, Chromadorea, Rhabditida, Onchocercidae.
AUGGCAACCGUAGUCCGGGGAUGUGUAUUUUGCAAUAUUAUUCAUGGCCAAUGUGACAAACAUUUGAAAGCGUCGGAUAAUGCGGUGGUCAUUCAAGAUAGAUCACCACAUGCACCACAUCAUUAUCUAAUACUCAGCAAACUGCAUAUCAAUCAAGCAAGUGAUUUGACAGUUGUCGAUCUCCCUCUCGUAGAAGAAAUGGAUCGUCUUGGACGGGAUUAUCUGCGCGAAACGUUGAAGGAAAGGGGUGAAGCUGAUACUGUGGAAGGUUGGCUACGAAUGGGCUUCCACUGGUCAAUAUUUAUUAGUGUACGCCAUCUUCAUAUGCAUCUAUUGUAUCCGACGCGAGAGAUGAAUUUUUUAUAUCGAGCAAUAGUAUUUCAAUCGGGACCAUUUUUCCGUAUAACAAAAAAUAUUAUCGAAAAUCUGGAAAAGAAGAGAAAUGCUGAUGGCCGUACGGAUCCAAAGAAAGAGGUAAGGAGCAAUCUUACUGCAAUCGGUCCAAGUGAUUCACCGUGA